Messenger RNA from Meloidogyne enterolobii, 520 nucleotides. NCBI's taxonomy places the organism in Eukaryota, Metazoa, Nematoda, Chromadorea, Rhabditida, Meloidogynidae. The record is from the annotation of a GenBank genome assembly.
UAUUUUUUUAAAUUUCAAGUUAAAUUUAAAUAAUCUUCGAAAUGGGAAGAUGUCUCAAUUUACUGUGGAUUAUUUUAUACGCAUUGAAGACUGCAAUCAGGACUCUGUAAAGCUUUACAAAUCUUAUUUUUAUUAUCAUCAAAAGCCUUGGAAUCUCGCUCUUUUUGUGGAGUCAUUUUUAAAUCGAGAUGAAAUCAAUUUACUCAAUUUAUCAAAAAUCCCAACCCUUGUAAUUGUUGGAAAUAAUUCUGCAUUUAUUGACGAAUCUGUUUAUUUCAAUUCGCAAUUAGACCCGAAGAUGACUGAAUGGUUAAAGGUUUCCGAUAGUUCUGGAUUAGUUUUGGAAGACAGACCUGCAGAAGUUGUCCAAGCUUUUCUAUUAUUUAUUCAAGGACAGGGAUUGUGUUGUGACUUGGAUAUUCACAAAAUUGUGUCUUCUUUAAAAGGCGAAAUGCAAAGCAUAAAUAAACCGAAUAAUCGAAUUUUGACUAUGGAAAAAGUGGAUGAAUUUAAUAAUUGA